Molecule: messenger RNA, 969 nt
Organism: Sphaerulina musiva SO2202
Lineage: Eukaryota; Fungi; Ascomycota; Dothideomycetes; Mycosphaerellales; Mycosphaerellaceae
Product: solute carrier family 25 member 38
Exons: 2
Coding region: 1-969 (322 amino acids)
Biological process (GO): glycine import into mitochondrion
Cellular component (GO): mitochondrion; mitochondrial inner membrane
Molecular function (GO): glycine transmembrane transporter activity
Source: RefSeq, a predicted model, not a curated record
AUGUCUGAUGGAAAGCAGCAAUCGAAGACCAGCUUCCAUUUCGUCGCCGGCCUCGGAUCGGGAUGUGCAAGCGCUGCUAUACUCCAGCCCGCUGAUCUUCUCAAGACCAGAGUGCAGCAGUCUCAAGCGGGCUCCCUCCGCCACGCUCUGCGCAAUGUACUCGAUGGCCCUGACCCCAUUCGCUCGCUCUGGCGAGGCACGACUCCAUCGGUGAUCCGGACUGGAUUUGGGAGUGCAUUAUACUUUGGCAUGCUGAAUCAUAUGAGAGAAUAUGUGUCUCGAAUGCCCUCGAUACCGGUACCUGGACUUCCUCGUGGCAGCGUCGGAGAAGGCAGCAGCAGAAGCUCAUCAGUUUUGCCCAAAAUCAGCAAUGUGGGCAAUCUCGCGACGGGGGCUGCGGCCAGAGUCGCAGCAGGCUUCAUCAUGAACCCCGUCACCGUCUUGAAGGUCCGAUACGAGAGCACUCAUUACUCGUACACGUCCAUGGCGGGCGCAGCGCGAGAUAUCAUCAAGACGGAAGGCGCCCGCGGUUUCUUUGCAGGAUUUGGUGCCACUGCGGUUCGUGACGCGCCCUAUGCCGGACUCUAUGUGCUGCUCUACGAACAAUCGAAAGCGCAGCUCGCAGGUCUGUCCCAAUUGGUCCCGGGACCGGAUGGCCAGCCGGGAGUGCGAAGCAUGAGAAGCAAUGCCACCAUCAAUUUCAUGAGUGGCGUCGUUGCGGCCACGGCUGCCACGACCCUGACCAAUCCCUUUGAUGCGAUCAAGACUCGCCUCCAAAUUGCGCCUCAAAAGUACAGAAAUAUGGUGCAGGCUGCCCGAAUGAUGUUGGCGGAGGAGGGUGUGAAGAGUAUGUUCUAUGGGCUGAGCCUGAGGAUAGGGAGAAAGGCGAUCAGUUCAGCAUUGACAUGGACGGUAUAUGAGGAAUUGAUACGACGAGCGGAACGCGUGGUCGAGGAUCGUCGCCACUGA